This is a messenger RNA of Zasmidium cellare ATCC 36951, 846 nucleotides long. RefSeq lists its product as uncharacterized. The coding region runs from base 1 to 846 and encodes 281 amino acids. Gene Ontology annotation, molecular function: acyltransferase activity, transferring groups other than amino-acyl groups. The transcript is spliced from 3 exons. NCBI's taxonomy places the organism in Eukaryota, Fungi, Ascomycota, Dothideomycetes, Mycosphaerellales, Mycosphaerellaceae. The record is from RefSeq and is a predicted model, not a curated record.
AUGGCGUCAAUCACUAUCAACAAUAACAACAUCAUUCCAUCCCUCGACGCGGAACGAGCAGCCCUCGACAGCGUCGCCGCCGACCUAGGCGUGAACGACCGCUCUGCCGCCGCCGCCAAAGUCAUCAACGAGGGCCAUGGUCUGACUACUACACCCAGCGGGAACAACAGCGUGCGCGUCCUGACUUUGAGCGAGUACAAGCAAGCCGGUUCGACGCUCGCGGAAGCCUUCAGAAAGGACCACACGAGUCUGUACUUUACGCACACGCCGGAUCGCAGCGACUGGUCUGAGCAGCAGAAGUGGGAAUUGCACGUCAAGAUGAUGGAGUAUAUCACUUAUGCGCAUCUGCUCAAGGGGUUGGUGGUUUGUGCCGGGCCGAAUUAUGAUUCGGUGGCGUUGUGGAUGCCCCCCGGCCAAAACAUGGACGACUUCCUCACCAUCCUCCGCUCCGGCAUGUGGCGUCUCAGCUACCAACUCUCGCGCGAGGGAAAGAAACGCUUCUUCGAUGAAUUCCUCCCUCUGCUCAACGACACCAAAGCCCACGUCCUCGGCCCCCGCGACACCACCUCCUGGUACCUCGUCUACAUCGGCACGAAACCCAGCUCCCAAGGCCAAGGCCACGCGAAAGCCGCCAUCGAAUACGUGACAAAAAUGGCCGACGACAACGGCCAGGCGUGUUACUUGGAGAGCAGCCACGCGUCGAAUCGGGCCAUGUACGAGCGCCGCGGGUUUGAGUUGAGGAAGGAGGUCUUUUUGCAGAGGGAGUUGAAGGAGAAUGUGCAGUUGGAUAUUAUGGUGAGGGAGCCGGUUAGGAGGGAUGGGGAUAGUGGGGUGGAGGUUUUGUAG